AUGAAAAGAAUAAUGCGAGAAUUCUUUUGGUGGCCGGGCAUGUCCAAAGAGGUCAUUCAGUUUGUUAAAAAUUGUAAGACGUGUGCAGUACUGGCACGAAAGAACCCUCCGGUUCCACUAUCCAGCCGAGAUCUACCUGAGGGUCCGUGGGAAGUUAUCCAGAUAGAUUUCCUCUGUAUUCCUGGGUUUGGAAGUGGCGAGUUUCUGGUAAUUGUGGACACGUACUCGCGAUAUCUUGUAGUGAUCGAAAUGCAAAAUACAGACGCGGAGAGUACUAACGCCGUUUUGAACCAGGUUUUCCAACCAUGGGGUCGACCUUUGGUGCUACAGAGCGACAACGGGCCUCCAUUUCAAAGCUCAGCAUUCAUUUCGCAUUGGGAGAAUAAAGGAAUCAGAGUCCGGAAAUCCAUUCCCUUAUGUCCACAGACUAAUGGUUUGGUAGAGCGCCAGAAUCAAGGCAUCAUCAAGGCGAUGGCAGCCUCAAGAAUUGAUGGUGAAAAUUGGAAGAGUGCCCUAAAAGAUACGUUCACAAUCAUAACACCUUAG
This is a messenger RNA of Wyeomyia smithii (pitcher-plant mosquito), 546 nucleotides long. RefSeq lists its product as uncharacterized. The coding region runs from base 1 to 546 and encodes 181 amino acids. Gene Ontology annotation, biological process: DNA integration. Gene Ontology annotation, molecular function: nucleic acid binding. The transcript has a single exon. The record is from RefSeq and is a predicted model, not a curated record. NCBI's taxonomy places the organism in Eukaryota, Metazoa, Arthropoda, Insecta, Diptera, Culicidae.